Messenger RNA from Closterium sp. Yama58-4, 1518 nucleotides. The record is from the annotation of a GenBank genome assembly. Lineage: Eukaryota; Viridiplantae; Streptophyta; Zygnematophyceae; Desmidiales; Closteriaceae.
AUGUGCUUCAGACACGAAUAUUUCUUUCUCUUCUCAUCUUCAUCUUCCGAACUUAUCCUUAUCCCUCCUCCUCCCGUCCUUCCCUUUGCUCUCCCCGAGAGCCCCACCAGCGCGCUCAAGUCGCUCGAGCUCCGCCUGGUAUCCGCAAAAGCAGUGUGCCCGCCGCUCUCCGCCUUCCCCUCGCUCCUCUCUCUCACCCUCUACCGCCUGGACGGCCUUCCAGUGCAAAUCGCCUCUCUCUCGCGCUGCUCCUCCCUCACCUCCCUCUCCCUCUGGCACCUCACUGACCCGCUUCUCUCCUCCCUCUCCUCCUCCUCCUCCUCUCUCCCCGCCCUCCAAUCUCUCACCCUUACAUCAGCAUCAGUUAGAGCCUCCCUGGGAUCGCUCGGUGCUUUCCCCCUCCUCUCCUCCCUCGCUCUCUGCACGUGCUCACAAAUCGAUUUCCCCGAAAUGCACACUCUCUCGCGCUUCCUCCACACACUCACCCACCUGACCAUACAAGACUGCCUCUUGGUUCCCGCAUCUGCUGUGGCCUGUCUGACAGCUGCUAAUUCCUCUCUCGCGUCUCUCUCCCUGCGGGGCAACAUGCGUCUCUUCAGCCCUAGGGAGAUCGAAGCGGCACUUAAAUCCGCCGCCGGCGCUUUAGAAACGCUGACGCUUAGUGGCAUGCCAAUGCUGCGCCGGGGCACGCUUGAGGGGUGUACACGUUUGAAGUCGCUGCGAUUGGAGUAUGGAAAGGGGUCCGUGUGGGAUAUUGCUGGUAUGCUGAGUGGAGGGAGGCUUGAUCUGCCUCUACAAUCGAUGAAUGAUUUCUUUUCUGCGCUGUUUGGACCGGCGGUUGGGGAGCGGCGUGGAAGAGAAGGGAGGGGUGCAACUGUUGGAGAGGGGGCGGGUGGGGAAGGAGGAGCAGAUGGAGGAGGACGGAGAGACGGACUAGAUCCAACCGUAGGCUUGGGGACCGCUGCAGCACCAGUGAAUGCACCCGCAGUAGUGAACACACCAGCACCCGUGGACCCCGUUGUUAGCUACACACAGGCAACUGCACCUCGAGCUUUGCCUUUGCCACUCCAUUCUGUGGAGGCAAGUGUUGUGCCUCUGGAGUCGCUCUGCCUCCACUGCUUUGUCUUUGCCCCAGAUGUUCGAGUCUCCCUACUCUCCACCAUCCCUUGGCCUUCACCGUCGCUCAUCGCAUUUAGGCAAUUGAGGCGGCUGUCCCUGCACGCGUGCUCGGGGCUCGAAGAGAGUGAUUUUCAUGUGAUUUUGGAGUCCUGUCCUCGUUUAGAGCAUCUCCUUGUGGACUACAACGACGAGUUCUCCGACCGGGUGCUUUCGGGGAGUAGACUGGAAAAGCUCAUGCGUUUGAGUGUUGUAGCAUGUCCCAAGGUGACUGCAGAGAGUAUUGGGGGUAUUCUUGGGAGUUUCCCGAAGCUACGGUGGCUGAAGGUGGAGAAGGGAAAAGUGACGGAGAGAGCUAGAAGGGUGUUCCUAAGGGCUGGUGUGAUUAUACGAGGCAUGUGA